GUUUACUGGAGAGCCAGCGUAUCCCACACACACCACGGCACUAGAGACUGGGCAUCCCAGCAUACACACUGACUGACUGGCUGACUGACUGAACCCGAGCAUCGCAGCAACUGAAUAUCAAGGAUCCGCGGACACACUCUUUUCCAAAAUCCUUUGGGUGUGUGAUUUUAUUUUAUUUUUGCGUCUGAACAGUGGAUACGCUGCCAUGUACACUGCAUUGUUGACAGGCGCGCGUGUGUUGUUGUGUGACAGCACUGCCCAAGAAGCAUUUUAUUAGGACUGGCUAAAGGGGGGCUCUCUUCACUUCAGAGCAACCUGCAGCUGGUUACAUGUUGGUUGAAUUGUGUUUUUCCUCCGGAUCCGAUGAAGGACUGAUUAUUUUCCCCGUUUGGCUUUUUUUUAACCUGCAAGAGAGGACGUGUCUGUUUUUCUGUGAAGGAAGAAGCUGAUUCUCGGUCCAUGCUUGGCCUGUAGGCUACUACUGUUGAUUUUAGUUCGCUUUCGUGCUUCAGUUGUGGGGUUGCAGCUCAGCCCAAAGCCAUGGUCCACUGCGCCGGCUGCGAGAGGCCUAUUCUGGACCGCUUCCUGCUCAACGUGCUGGACAGAGCCUGGCACGUCAAGUGCGUGCAGUGCUGCGAGUGCAAAUGUAAUUUGACAGAAAAAUGUUUUUCUCGAGAGGGGAGACUGUACUGCAAAAAUGAUUUCUUUAGAAGGUUCGGCACCAAGUGCGGCGGCUGCUCGCAGGGCAUUUCUCCCAACGACCUGGUGCGGAGGGCCCGCAGCAAAGUGUUCCACCUCAACUGCUUCACCUGCAUGAUGUGCAACAAGCAGCUGUCCACCGGAGAGGAGCUCUACAUCAUAGACGAGAACAAAUUCGUUUGCAAAGAAGAUUACCUAAACAACAGCAGUGUAAAAGACGCCAGCCUCCUCUCAGUAACGGCGUGUAGCGACCCCAGUUUAUCACCGGACUCUCAGGACCAGCUGCAGGACGACGUGGUUCUGAAGGACACGGAGAUAGCCGCCCUGUCCGACAAAGAGACGGUCAACAACGAGAAUGACGACCAGAACCUGGGGGGGAAGCGGCGCGGCCCCCGCACCACCAUCAAGGCCAAACAGCUGGAGACCCUGAAGGCGGCGUUCGCUGCCACCCCCAAACCCACCCGGCACAUCAGGGAGCAGCUGGCCCAGGAGACCGGGCUCAACAUGCGGGUCAUCCAGGUCUGGUUCCAGAACCGACGUUCCAAAGAGAGGCGCAUGAAGCAGCUGAGUGCGCUGGGUGCGCGGAGGCACGCGUUUUUCCGCAGCCCGAGGCGGAUGAGGACGCUGGUGGACCGGUUGGAGCCCGGGGAGCUCAUCCCCAACGGGCCCUUCUCCUACUACGGAGAUUAUCAAAGCGAGUACUACGGUCCGACAGGGAACUACGACUUCUUCCCUCAGGGGCCUCCGUCGUCGCAAGCCCAGACCCCGGUCGAUCUCCCCUUCGUGCCCUCCUCAGGCCCCACCGGGACCCCCCUCGGAGGUAUGGACCACCCCCUGCCGGGCCACCACCCCUCCAGCGAGGUGCAGCGUUUCUCCGAUAUAAUGUCCCACCAUCCGGGGGAUUCUCCCAGCCCAGAACCAGGCCUCCCGGGACCCAUGCACGGCCUCUCCUCCGAUGUGUUCGGCCCCAGUCCGCCCUUUACCUCACUGUCCCUGAACGGCAGCGGAUACAACAACCACCUGUCCCAUGCACCCUCGGAAAUGAACGAGGGCACUGUGUGGUAGCUCUCUGAGAGCCUGGACUCUACUGAUGAGAGGAACAGGUCCUCGUGAGGUUUGGUGGUGAUGGGGGCUGGGGUCGAGAACAUGGAAAUGGAUAUUGACAGGGUUAAGGCAACGCCAUUGAAUCAUUUUUAAUUUCGUUUCAUAUUUAUUUAUUUAUUUUCCCUCUGGAUUUGUUGUUGUUUUUUGUGGGGAGAGCGUAUCUGGCAUAAUGCUUAAAAACAUUGUCUUCAUUAUUGUGUUUGGGUGUUUGAAUUGCUUCAUGAACUCCCCAAGCCGCAUCCAAAAAAAAAGGGUGAGACUGCUGAACUGCCCCCCAUUCACCCCCUCCUUUGUUUGGACCCCCGUCACCCCUCCUGACUCAUGUCAGUCGCUCCCUAACACUCACCGGUGGGGUAAAAACAAGCCUUUGGAAAUCUCCUAUGGUACGCCCUGAACAGGAAAACAUCAUUAGCUACUGUCAAAGACCUGAAUAGCUUUGCAGAGAGAGAAUAAGGCCGAGCGGUGAUGGUGUGCUGACCGGGCUCCAAGCUGAGCUGCGUUCACACUCUGUUCGAGGUACGACUUUUGUCCCUUGUAUUUAUUCAGAAGCUCCUCAGACCUCUUUGCCUCUCAAGGCUCUGCCAUAUUGACAAUUACACUUUUUUGACACAAUGUUUCCGGAGGCCAGAGGAAAUGACAAUUGUUCCUCCGUGUGGACCAUUUUCUUUCGUUUUUUUUUUCAGUAUGUCCACCAAAUCUGAAGAAGGCCGCCUUCAAAAGGCAAACAGUGAAAACCCUCUAUGGAUUGCAAACCCUUUAUUUAAAAUGGAAGUGAACUUGAAAUGUCGAAAUGAAGUCUACCUUCUAAAAAUCUUUUACCGGGGUUCUAAACGGGACUUAGAACAGUCAACUGUUUACGUGAUCUAUUAAAUUCAGGAGUCCAGAAGUAUCGAAAACCAUGUUUUAGAACCUCUUGAUCCAUAUAAAAUUGUUCCAAGCAACCAA
This is a messenger RNA of Gymnodraco acuticeps, 2748 nucleotides long. It is a transcript of the gene lhx1a, whose product is annotated as LIM homeobox 1a. The coding region runs from base 541 to 1764 and encodes 407 amino acids. Gene Ontology annotation, biological process: neuron differentiation; regulation of transcription by RNA polymerase II. The transcript has 5 exons. NCBI's taxonomy places the organism in Eukaryota, Metazoa, Chordata, Actinopteri, Perciformes, Bathydraconidae. Gene Ontology annotation, cellular component: nucleus. The record is from RefSeq and is a predicted model, not a curated record. Gene Ontology annotation, molecular function: RNA polymerase II transcription regulatory region sequence-specific DNA binding; DNA-binding transcription factor activity, RNA polymerase II-specific.